Patiria miniata (bat star) is the source of this 1938-nucleotide messenger RNA. Its product is annotated as zinc finger protein OZF-like. Gene Ontology annotation, molecular function: chromatin insulator sequence binding. Gene Ontology annotation, biological process: regulation of transcription by RNA polymerase II. The coding region runs from base 139 to 1251 and encodes 370 amino acids. NCBI's taxonomy places the organism in Eukaryota, Metazoa, Echinodermata, Asteroidea, Valvatida, Asterinidae. Gene Ontology annotation, cellular component: chromosome. The record is from RefSeq and is a predicted model, not a curated record. The transcript is spliced from 2 exons.
GUGGAGCACAUACAGGAUGCAGAGCACACUGAUGACGUAUCACCAUGGCAACGCCAAGUAUUGUUGGAGGAAGAAGGCUGGUAGAUGUGCAGUUUGAUGCAUUAUUUGCUUAGCCAUCGAGAUUAGCACUUCAGGAAGAUGGACGCAAAAGGACCUGAGCUAAUUUGUCAUCUGAGGUUCCUGGGGGAGGAGGAACUGUUCGUUUGUUCAACCUGUGGUCAAGUUUUACCUUCACUAAGUGAUCUGUGCGCCCAUGAAAGGGUGCACACAGAUGAGAAACCCUUCGUUUGUGAGACCUGUGGUAAAGCUUUUAUGGAAAGAAGUCAUCUUCAACGACACGACAGGAUUCACACUGCUGGGAAACCAUUCGUUUGUGAGUCCUGUGGUAAAAUGUUUAUUCAGCAAAUUGAUCUGUACAGACACAGCAGAAUCCACACUGGUGAGAAACCAUUCGUUUGUGAGACCUGUGGUAAAGCCUUUGCUCGACAAAGUGGUCUGCAUCAGCAUAGCAGGGUUCACAGUGGCGAGAAACCAUUCACUUGUGAGACCUGUGGGAAAACCUUUGCAUACCAAACUGAUCUAUACAGACACGAGAGGAUUCACACUGGUGAGAAACCAUUUGUUUGUGAGACCUGUGGUAAAGCCUUCGCUCAGCAAAAAGGUCUUCGUCAGCAUGGUAGAUUACACACUGGCGAGAAACCAUACAUUUGUGAGACCUGUGGUAAAGCUUUCGCUGAUCUAUCUACUCUAAGCAGACAUGAAAGGGUUCACGAUGGCAAGAAACCAUUUAUUUGUGAGACCUGUGGUAAAGCCUUUGCUCAGAGAAGUGGUCUGUGUCAGCAUGGCAGAUUACACACCGGUGAGAAACCAUUCGUUUGUGAGACCUGCGGUAAAGCCUUUACUCAGCAAACUGGUCUAAACAGACACGAAAGGGUUCACACUGGCGAGAAACCCUUCAUUUGUGAGACCUGUGGUAAAGCCUUUUCUCGGCAAUGUAAUCUAAACAGACAUAAAAAGGAUCAGACUUGUGAUAAACCAUUCGUUUGUGAGACCUGUGGUAAAGCUUUUAAUCGGCAAUCUCAUCUGAUCAGACAUGAAAGGUUUCACAAUGGCCCUAAUGACAAGAAGCCACUUGUUUGUGAGACCUGUGGCAAAGCCUUUACCCGGCAAACCCAUUUAACCAAACAUCAGAGUAUUCACACUGGCCAGAGAGUAUUCGUUUGGCAUGUUUGGAAGCCGAGUGCUCAGUAAAACUUUCCUCAACCAAGCCUUGUGAAGACACUUAAAGACAUCCUCAUGACUGAUAGAGCUAUAUUAGAUAAAUUAGAUAUUACUAGAGUGCUAACUCCUGAUUCUUGUGCUUGGAGACGCCUUGAAGCCGUCCUGGGCGCAGACAUUUUGAAUUCAUGUUCUAUUUGUAGAGCAUGAUGAAAUGAGAUGGAUUGAAUUUUGAAAGUGUACUUUAAAUGCAACGCACAAAUAGCACAUACGCAAACAACUUAAGUACGUCAUUUGUUUAAAAAAAGCCAUGGUUAAUCAUCUGCAGUGGACAUGCGCACACGCGUUGGGCUGUUUGCGUAGAGUAAAAUGUCACGCUCAUUUGCUGAUCUUGCGUUUCGGUUUUGAGUGUAUUGGCUUUGAUAACGCACCUGUAUGGAAUACAAACGCAGAUAUGCAAAUAGACGUACAAAGGCCGUACAAAAUGUCUAGUUCUCCAUAGUUUGUGUACAUUGUAAACAUGGAUGCGCCCAGCAGGCAUCACUUUGAACAUGAGUCAGAGCUCUAGUAAUUUAUAAGCCAUAAGUUGUAAACAAAAAAAAAUUAUAAAAAUAAAUAAAAUAAAACACAGUUGCCAGGAUGCUUAAACUUGUAUUAAGGCUAAGACGAAGCAAAAAAUUUUAAAAAAAAUUCGCCCCUGCCUGCUUUUUUCCCCAGCCU